Molecule: messenger RNA, 4930 nt
Organism: Armigeres subalbatus
Lineage: Eukaryota; Metazoa; Arthropoda; Insecta; Diptera; Culicidae
Gene: vimar
Product: GTPase-GDP dissociation stimulator vimar
Exons: 5
Coding region: 335-2173 (612 amino acids)
Biological process (GO): positive regulation of GTPase activity
Cellular component (GO): cytosol
Molecular function (GO): guanyl-nucleotide exchange factor activity; protein binding
Source: RefSeq, a predicted model, not a curated record
ACACAACAAACUCUACAUUUUGAAUGUGUGGGGUGGUAUAUUUCUAUGUGAACUACUGGUGCGGGUGAAUAAGAAUGCGACUGAAGAAAAGUCAUCCAGAACAAGUUAGGAAGCCAAUACAUUCAGUAUAGUGUGUAGAUUGCAAUAAAGUCCGAAAAUAUUUGUGAAAAAUUAAGGUUUUCCACGCUCCUGACAUUGUAGGAUUGAGGUUUAAAGUACCAGUGUUUGCUAUAGUGCAAAAAAGUAAUUCCCAAAAUUAAAAUUGCCACAAGGAAAUCUUUUCAUGAAUGAAAUAACCACUGCACGAGACUAAGAAACAAUCACCAUCACAAUAAUGGAAGCUGACAUGGAUGAGAUUAUUGCCGGUCUAAAGAACGCCACCUUGGAGAAAAGUCCUGAUAGGGCCCUGCCUUUACUGAAGCAGAUUUCCGAAGCGGAAACCAACCUCUGUGAUAAGUACGACAUCAAAGCCGACCUGCUCGAUUUGCUCUCAUUGGACAAUCCGGCUGUGCGUGUCCAGGUAGCUCGGUGCAUUGCCGAGGUGGCUAAAACUGAAGCCCAGCGUGACAAGUUCACCAAAGAGGAUAUCAUUCGGAAGCUAAUCUCCUACCUUUCCAACGAAAGUGAGAACAGCAAACUUGAACUAAGCAUUCAAGUUUGUCGAGCGUUGGGUAACAUUUGCUACGCUAAUGAUGACGCUCGGAGCAUCAUAAAAUCGAUUGAGGGAGACGUGAACAUAUUCUCGCUGUUGGAGCUGGAUGUGGAUACCGACGAGGAAGACAAGGAGCAGUUCGUGAGGGUACGGUGUGGUCUGAUAUCCAACUAUCUUCUCGGACCCGAUGACAUUGCUGAACGGGCUGUUGAACUGGAUGUGAUCGGCAAAAUUGAGAAGAUUCUGGCACGCUGUGUUGUGGAUGUCGACAAGUAUGAGGACCUGCUGCUCAACACGCUGCCACCGUUGAGCAUUUUAACCGAGCAGAUCAGUGACCUGUAUUUCACACCGUCACUCAACAAGCUCAUUGCGGAAAUACUGGCCAAGUGUACGAACCCGGACUUGGCCGAGUCUUGUUUGGCACUGUUGCACUAUGAGGCACAGAACGACGAUGUGAAGUUGCUGCUGGCGGAGGAGGGUUUGUGCGAAACGAUCUACAAACUGCUGGAGAAGUACAAAACCUUUGCCAACACGGACGAGGCCCGAGUGCUGAUGAAGCUGGCCUGUGAUCUGAUCGUACUUAUACUGACCGGAGAUAAAUCAAUGCAUUAUCUUUACACAACUCCCUUACUCAAAUAUAUGGAAGACUGGCUGGAUUCGUACGACGUGGAACUGUUGACGACCGGCGUGUUAGCACUCGGAAAUUUUGCACGUACAGACAGUCAUUGUAUUUACAUGGUGGAAAAUAAAAUAAUGCACAAACUACUCUCUAUCUUAGCUAAGAAUAAUGGAAUCGACCAUCAGAUGACCCUGCAGCAUGCGCUGCUGAGCACGUUGAAAAAUCUAGUCAUACCGAAACCCAACAAAUCAGCCGUUAUCGAAGCGGGAUUGGUGGACAUUAUAUUACCAAUGUUGGAAAUUCAUCAACCGCCGGUGGUGUUUAAGCUUCUCGGAACGCUCCGAAUGACGGUCGAUGGUCAAGAAAAAUUAGCUCAAGAGCUAUUGCAAAACGAGAAACUGAUCAAACAGCUGGUGCACUGGAGUAAAACUUCAGAGUUCACGGGGGUGUUGGGCGAAUCGCUUCGAUUGAUGGCGUGGUUGAUCAAGCAUGCAUACCACGCGAACAAAGAUCUCUCCGCAGCGGAUGAAACCGGGCUGAAGAAGUUCGUUGCCGUUGAUGGUGCCGUGGCCAGUAUGGUUGGCAUGUUGACCUCCACCCAUUUGGUCAUGCAGAACGAAGCGCUGAUCGCGCUCAGUAUUCUCUCCACCAUCUUUCAAAACAAGUCCACCGACGAUAGCGGCCGGCUGGACGAAUUGCUAGUCAACGCCAGCGUGGGAGCCAAACUGGCGGAGCAGAUCACACUGAAUGGGGAAACGAUGACCAAGGAGAUCGUUGACAAUUUGCAAACGUUCGUCAAAUUACUUAAAUCGUCGGAUGCAUGUGCGGACAAUUUGAAGAAGCAUAACAUUGACGAACUGUUGAAGUCUAUACCUAGUCUCGUAGAGUACUGUACGCUUUAAGAUAGGACUCGUAGCUGUAUGGUUUCGUAUUCGAUAGCCUGUUUUGAUUCAGUUGAUUCUGAGUUUUACAGUAAGUAUUUUCAUAUUAUUAACCUUUGUUUCAGCAUCUAUUUAUUAUUGGGAGCAGUAGAUACACCAUUUGUCCAAUUUGUACCCGAAAGGCAGACAAUUCGAUAUGUAAUUCUUGUUUUGAAUGCUGUUUUGAACGAACGAACGUUGAGGUGCAACAUCGUUACGCCAGCAAAAUUAAAUGCAGAAGUUAUUCGAACGAACCGGAUUCAUUCGAAACUAUAAUUCGUCCACGGGUGAAUGUAUUUCAUAGCUAGGUUCACUGAUGAACCCACAUAAUAUUGUUAUGAAGGUUCGACGGAGUUGAACAAAGUAUCGCCAGCUAAUGAUUGGGGAUCCUCAAGUUUUCGUUUUUUUUAUUACAUUUGCGCUAUACUAUCCUGAGAAUUGCUAACCAAAAUCAGUGAUAAAUUCAUAUUCGAAAGGGCGAACUAAUAUUGCUAGUAAAUAGAACUAAAUCUAUUCAUUACAAUAGUUGCAUCAAUCAAUAAAUGUGUGCUGUUCGCCUUAAAGCAAUAAUGAAAUAAUAUAAUUAAUGCCAAAAAAAUCAUUUUGGUAUUACCACUAUAUUUUUUUCGCUCUGUGAAUCAAUAUGGACGAAACUUAGUCAUGGUAAAAUUCAAGGUAUAUCUGAGCUCUGGUCAAAUUUUCAGCAAAAUAGGCUCGUGAACUAGAUCUUGAGUUACAAAGUUAACCAUUUUGUAUAAAAAACGGCAAGUGGGCACUUUAUUAUGCCGGCCAGUGUAGUUCCGUUAGGGUACUGCAGGCAUGAGGAUUUUAUAUAGAAGUGAAUUCUCACGACCUUCUUUCUUCCGACAUCUUCCGUAUGAAAGGGGAGCCCUCAGGUCGCUUUCAAAUCCACUUUUAUAUAAGAUCUUCAUACCUGACGUAUCCUAACGAAACUAUCAAAUCUGAACCUAAGCCUCUAAUUCUAUUAUGAACAUGUUUUACGUCUGAGUUUGGAGGAAAAUUACAUAGCAUUUUAUAUCAAUGAAAUAAUGACGAAACAUUUAAUAUUAUUUUAUAUUUUUGUGAGGUGCUUCUUUGCACAUCUACCUACAAUACAUUCAUGAAACGAUUAUAAGCUAAUUUUUGAACUCCAAUUAAAGUCAACAUCAUUACCUCAUAUAUGUUGAAAAUGGUGAUGUCGAGGCUCAGACAAAUAAAAUCGUUGUUUUUCGUACCGUGGUAUCUACUAAUACUUAUCUAAGACAAGAUUCGCUCUCAGUUCUCAAUAGGUAUGCAAUACUCCACCAUUUUUAUUUUGAAAUCUCACUUGGCCGGAAUUACAAGCAGUUUUUCACAGUUACCAUUUUGCGUUUUCAUUAAGCAUUAGUACAUUGACAGACAAACAAUACUGAAAUCUUGAAUCGAUUAAAUUAUUCAAAUGCAUUUUAGCUUCACAUAAUAUAUUAUGGUUUUUUGUUGAGAUUUUACAUUCGUAACUCUUUGCCAAAGUAGUAAGAAAGUGGCUUUGAAUGAUGUAGCAGUUAAUGUUUCUAGUGAUUUUUGCAAGCAAUUUUAGUGGUUUUCAUUUGGAAUCCAAGAAUGAAAUUAGAAAUUUUUAAACAUUAGCUGUUCGUUUUCGAUGAAAUUUUGAUAAAUUUUCACAUUAGUGGUCGGAAACAGAAUAGGAAAGAUAAAUUAAAUUACCGAUAAAACUAAAACAAUCAUUGCAUUUAUUAAAAAUAUGUGCUACCGUACUCAAAUACACUAUAGCUAAAUCGUAGAAGAAAUCAAUAGACGCGAUGUAUCUUUCAAUAACUGAAUAUGAUAUUUUGAACGAUAGGCCCACUCUACGAAUAAGACUAAAAACCUUCCUUUCCUAAAGAUAAAUCCAACACCACUAAUUCUAUACCAGGAUGCGAUAACGCACUUUCUUGUAGAAAAAAAAGCACAAAAAAACUUUUCUAAAAUUAAAUAAAUCUUAAAAACUUAAAAUAACAUGUUGAAAACAUUAAAAUCCAAAUAUAAGCAAUGUUUUUCAUAUUUACCAAUAAAAAAGGAAAUGUUGAAAGAGUAUUGAACAAACAGUGUUCAUACCGUUCUCUACCAGAUGAAUAAACAAAAUGAUAAACUACACGAGAUUGUUAUUUACAAACGAAAGCGCAAAUUAUAAAAUGAGGAUGAUUGCUUUUACCGCAAUUCAACUGAUUGGAAGCAUAUGUCCGUAAUAUGAUAAUAAAGCUGAACGAACAGAUAUGACGAAGGAGAACCAGAACAAAUGAUGAUGUUACAACAUAUUGUCAAAAUUCCACCACCUCGAAAGCAUCACACAAACAGCACAUCGAAUAAUAAUGUUGAAAAAGAAUUUUACCACUGUGUAACAAUAUCGCACGAUUAGCUAUUGCUUCUACUGAAACAGACCUUAUAAUCACAGUCCCGUAGAAACGCUAGAUCUCGAUUCGGGUAAAAAAGAAACGCUAGUUUUUUGUGCGAAUCGAUUGUAUUAAAUAAUUAAUUCCACCAUAAAUAUAAAGUGAUCGUUGAAUACAAUCGAGUUUACCAAAAAACAAGUGUGGGUUCUUUACUCUGAAUCAGGUUUUAGGAAAGCAGCAUUUCCAACACAAACCAGUUUAUUCGCAUUUCUCAAAAUAGUCGCUAGCAUGCAGCAUUCAAAUUCAACCGGGAUCUUCGGUGUCGACAUAGGACAGUUCUGCGAAAUAUACAUGAAAAUGCUCUGAUAAA